AUGAGACGUAACUUUAUGUGCAAGACUCUUUUUUUAUAUUCACUUUUUAGCCUGACCAAUUUAGUAAAUUAUUCAAAGAUUUAUUGUGAUGCCAAAGCAGAACAAGAUCACGUUAAGGCAUUGACUGAUGAGACUUUUGAUAAAUUUAUAAGCCAACAUAAGUUGGUGAUGGUAAAAUUUUACGCAGACUGGUGCGUCCAUUGUAAGAGUAUGGCCCCCGAAUACGCCCAGGCAGCUAAAACACUACACGAAGAGAAGUCGGAAGUAGUGCUCGCAAAAGUGAGAAACGAAGAAGGGCAGAAGUUGAUGGAAAAGUACUCAGUGAGAGGAUUCCCAACAGUUUACUUCUUCAAAAACGGAACAGAAUUGGAAUUCAAUGGCUCCAGAGACGCCAAGGGGAUAGUAGAUUGGGUUAAGGAAAUGUCGAAGCCAGGAGUGACCUUCCUGGAAGACCCUUCGGCACUGCCAACUGACUAUACCUACGUACUGUCGUACACAAACUACACGCUGGCAGACGCAGAGUCGCAGAACGUAAGCGCACUGUACGCAAAGUACCUGAAGGAGUCAGACAAGUACCGAGCAUACGCGAAGUUCUAUAACCUGGAAUCAACACACAAGGACGCAUCCUCAUGGAAUAAGUGGAGAAAGACGAAGGAGUGGGAACACUGGAAGACAUUCUCGAAGAAGCAGCCGGAGUGGCACAAAGUAGUGGAGGCACUGGAAAAGAAGGAGGAGGAGUACAAGAACAAGGAGCUGAAGGAGGAGUACGUAGUGUACCACCCAGGAGAGGGGUACACGAGGUUCGAAGGAAGCACGGAGGAGGAGCUGGAAAAAUUCCUAGCGGCGGAAACGCUGGACCUCUUCUCAGAAAUAUACCAGGAAAACUACAUGUUCUACCUGUCGUCAGGGCUGGACCUGGGCUGGUUCUGCGGAACCAAGGAGGACUACGAAAAACACAAGGAAGUGUUCAGAAAGGUGGGCAGAGCGCUGAGGCACCAGAGCACGUUCGUGUGGGUGGACUCGGAAAAAUUCACAACCAUCAAGGAGGUGUUCGUGCUCACAGAGCUGCCAGCACUGGCGUAUCAAACGGCCUCAGGACGCUACCUGCUGCAGCCGAACACGCCCUCAGCAGGGAAGACGUACUCGUUCAGCACAUUCGAAAAGGUGCUCGAGUUCUACCACGACGUUAAGACGGGCACAGUGCCCAAGUCGGUGCGCAGCGAGGAGGAGCCGAAGGACAACACGGGCCCAGUGAAGGUCGUGGUAGGAAACACGCUCGAGAAGCUGUUCACGGAGAAGAAGAACGUGCUGCUGAUGAUACACGCGCCGCACUGCCAGCACUGCAAGUCAUUCCUGCCAGUCUACGAGGAGUUCGCGACCACGAACAAGGACAACGACUCGCUCAUCUUCGCAAGCUUCAACGGGGACGCAAACGAGUCGAGCGUGGACGAAGUUAACUGGGAGGCAUUUCCAACGCUCCUCUACUUCAAGGCGGGCGAAAGGGUGCCCGUGAAGUUCUCGGGCGAGAGGACUGCCGAGGGCCUGAGGGAGUUCGUGGUCCAGAACGGCGGACUCGUGCACGACGUCCACACCGAGCUUUAA
This is a messenger RNA of Theileria orientalis strain Shintoku, 1602 nucleotides long. Its product is annotated as protein disulphide isomerase. Gene Ontology annotation, biological process: response to endoplasmic reticulum stress; protein folding. Gene Ontology annotation, molecular function: protein disulfide isomerase activity. The record is from RefSeq and is a predicted model, not a curated record. Gene Ontology annotation, cellular component: endoplasmic reticulum. NCBI's taxonomy places the organism in Eukaryota, Apicomplexa, Aconoidasida, Piroplasmida, Theileriidae. The transcript is spliced from 3 exons. Bases 1 to 1602 code for a protein of 533 amino acids.